GGGCAGCCCCGGGCUGGAAGCUUUGGCGAUAGAGUGCGGCUGCGGGGCCGCUGUGCUGCGGGUUGAAAAGUAUUCAUACGUGGAGGUUGCUCGUAAGGCUUCCAGCUGGCUCUCGAAGCAGUUGGUUGUCAGCGGAGCGUCUGGAACGAGAGCUGCAAGCACUGAGGAGGCCGCUGGAGCCGGCUGUAGCCCCGGUGUUUGUGUCGGUUACAGAGGUUGAGGUGGCUGCCCAACGUCCUGCAGCCUGAGCACAGAGGAAAUAAAACAGUUCGAGGGAAACUCAGAAGGCUGUGUGUUAUUCAGAGUGCUGCUGAUAGUGCUGCUGAUGAAGCAGGAAUCCUGCAGGCCUCUGCUUUUCUCAGUGACCUGAAGUGUAGGGGAGGAAAAGCCAGUGUCAGUCUCCGGGGCAGAGAUCUGCAUAUCUUGCAGUUCCAAGAAGUGUCUGAGCGAAGCAAGGAGUAACUGAGCCGUGGGAGAAGAUACUGAAGUUCUUUGCUGAAUAGAUGUUCUUCUCUUAGCUUCAAUUGGCCUCUCCUGUGGAUGAAUGCUGUUGCUCAGAACAGAAAACUUGAAGUAACUGUUGGAUCAAACAGCUUGCUGUGAUGUGAACUUUCCAGCAGAUAUUUACAGAAGAGAGUGACAGAGAAGAAUAACCUCUUUCCAAUUCUGAUUCUACUGGAAGUGCAAAUGAGCACCUGUGGCGUCCGUCUAAAUUUGUUUGGGUGCUCAAAGAAAAAUCCAGUCUGAGGAAGCCUCUGGGAAUAGACAGGUUUGGAAGCUCUGGCCAUGGAUCAGAAAGGCUAUCGACGAGGGAGUUUCCAAAGCAGCACUAGUGAUGAAGAUAUGCUAGAAAUAGUAGGAGCAUCUCUGGACUUCUCUAUGGCAGAUGACGAUCCACCACUCGACAGAGAGAUGGGAGGCUUUACCUCAUAUAAUGGAGGAGGGAUGAACGGUGCAAGCAAAAUGAUGGAUUUUCUGGAGGAACCACUUCCCGGUGUGGGGACCUAUGAAGAUUUUAACACUAUAGAUUGGGUGCGAGAGAAGUCCAGGGAUCGGGACAGACACAGAGAGAUUACCAGCAAAAGUAAAGAGUCAACGUGGGCCCUGAUACACAGUGUGAGCGAUGCCUUUUCUGGCUGGUUGUUGAUGCUGUUCAUUGGGUUGCUGGCAGGUUCCUUAGCAGGUCUAAUAGACAUUUCUGCCCACUGGAUGACAGACUUGAAAGAAGGAGUGUGUUUAGCAGGCUUCUGGUUUAACCACGAGCACUGCUGCUGGAAGUCCAACACAACCUUUACAGACAGAGACAAGUGCCCUGAGUGGAUGAGCUGGUCGCAGCUUAUUAUUGGCCAUGGAGAGGGAGCUUUUGCAUAUAUUCUCAACUACUUCAUGUAUGUUAUCUGGGCUCUGUUAUUCUCCCUUCUUGCUGUGUUACUUGUGAAAGGCUUUGCUCCUUAUGCCUGUGGCUCAGGAAUCCCAGAGAUCAAAACUAUCUUAAGUGGUUUCAUCAUUAGAGGCUACCUGGGCAAGUGGACGCUGAUCAUCAAAACCAUUACCUUAGUGUUGGCGGUGUCCUCUGGCCUGAGCCUGGGAAAAGAGGGCCCCCUGGUGCACGUUGCCUGCUGCUGUGGAAACAUCUUGUGCCAUCUCUUCACCAAAUACAGGAAGAACGAAGCGAAGCGAAGAGAGGUUUUAUCAGCAGCUGCAGCUGCUGGUGUGUCUGUAGCUUUUGGUGCACCGAUUGGAGGAGUGCUCUUUAGUCUGGAAGAGGUCAGUUACUAUUUUCCUCUCAAGACGCUGUGGCGCUCCUUCUUUGCUGCUCUGGUAGCUGCAUUUACUCUGCGCUCCAUCAAUCCUUUUGGGAACAGCCGCCUGGUUCUCUUCUACGUGGAGUUCCACAUGCCAUGGCAUCUUCUGGAGCUUGUGCCAUUCAUCCUUUUGGGAAUUUUUGGUGGGCUCUGGGGAGCUUUCUUCAUUCGCAGCAACAUUGCCUGGUGCAGGCGACGCAAGACAACCAAGCUUGGUAAAUAUCCUGUGCUCGAGGUGUUUGUAGUGACUGCCAUCACAGCCAUCCUGGCCUUCCCGAAUGAGUACACCAGAAUGAGCACCAGUGAGCUGAUCUCUGAACUCUUCAAUGACUGUGGGAUUUUGGACUCUUCCAAGCUCUGCGAGUACGUGAAUGAUUUCAACAGCACCAAAGGGGAUGACCUGCCAGACCGAGCUGCUGGCCCGGGAGUUUACACAGCCAUGUGGCAGCUAGCUUUGGCCCUUAUAAUGAAAGUCUUCAUCACAAUCUUUACCUUUGGCAUGAAGGUCCCUUCGGGUCUCUUCAUCCCAAGCAUGGCAGUUGGUGCUAUAGCAGGCAGGUUGUUAGGGGUAGCAAUGGAGCAGUUGGCAUUUUACCAUCAUGAUUGGAUCAUCUUCAGUGGCUGGUGCAGUCAAGGAGCUGACUGUAUCACUCCUGGCCUGUAUGCCAUGGUUGGGGCUGCAGCAUGUCUAGGUGGAGUGACCCGAAUGACUGUGUCACUAGUGGUCAUUAUGUUUGAGCUCACUGGUGGACUGGAAUACAUAGUUCCUCUGAUGGCAGCAGCCAUGACCAGCAAGUGGGUGGCAGAUGCUAUUGGGCGGGAGGGCAUUUACGAUGCCCACAUACGCCUCAAUGGCUAUCCUUUCCUGGAAGCCAAGGAGGAGUUCUCACACAAGACACUUGCAAUGGAUGUAAUGAGGCCACGGAGGAGUGAUCCUCCUCUGACUGUCAUCACUCAGGACAGCAUGACAGUAGAAGACAUUGAGACCAUAAUCAAUGAAACCACAUACAGUGGCUAUCCAGUGGUGGUGUCACGGGAGUCCCAAAGGCUUGUUGGAUUUGUCCUCAGGAGAGACCUCAUCAUUUCAAUUGAAAAUGCCCGGAAGAAGCAGGAUGGAAUUGUUAGCACUUCAAUUAUUUAUUUCACUGACCACUCUCCUCCACUGCCUCCAAGCUCCCCCUCAAUGCUGAAACUCAGGAGCAUCCUGGACCUCAGUCCUUUCACAGUGACAGACCAAACACCUAUGGAGAUUGUUGUGGAUAUAUUUCGCAAGCUUGGAUUGCGCCAGUGCCUCGUUACUCACAAUGGGAAACUGCUUGGGAUCAUUACCAAGAAGGAUGUACUAAAGCACAUUGCACAGCUGGCUAACCAGGACCCAGAUUCUAUACUCUUCAAUUAAAGGCAGACUAGUAGGUAUUGUGUUAAACACAAAAGAUACUUUAUAGAAGAUUCUGGAUAUUCUCUCCUAUUUUUAUUGAGACCUUGGAACUAUUUUCAGCAUUUCCUUCCAUGGAGCUGAAGAUUUUUUUUUUCUACAUGAUAACCAAUUGCACUACGUAGUCUGUGGAAAAAUAAUCUUCUUUUUAGAAGAAAAAAAGACUAUUUACAUUGCUUUUGUGAAGUUGCAUUGGAAAGAUUCCAUGAAGGAGUAAAAGCAAAGUGCUACAGAAUUAUAUAUCUUCUUGUUAUUUUAUUUGAACUCUUGUUACUAAUGUGGAUAGGGGAAGACAAGGUUUAUACCUUCUGGAACUUUGAAGGAGGAUGAUUUUGCACACAGUAUUCAGGUGGUGGCAGAACGAUACAGUUGUAACUCAGGGGCAGUGUAUUCCCAAUUAGUUACUUAGUGAAAAUAAGAACCUGGUAAAAUAAAAGAAAGAACAAGAACACACAAGCAAACAAAAUAUGCUGGAAAACACCCUUAUAAAAUGAUAAGUGGCUCUGUAAGUAACCCCAUACAAGAGCUUAACUCCUCAGUAAUCUCUAUUGGCUUGCUGAUGAUAUUUCGCUGAAAGAAGGAGAAAAACCAAAUCUCGAGGUGACCAAUCUUCAUGAAAUUGGGUUUGGUUUCUGAUUGGGAAGAAGUUUAUUUUGAUUAAUCUUCUGUGAAUGUAUUUAAUUAUUCUCCAAUGCUGGCUUGCUAGGAGAAUCCAGAGGAGGCAGCAGGAGGAGUUAGUAGUUGUAUUCUUGUCAUCAUCUCUAUUUUGAUAUAUGCCUAAGGAUUUCUUCUUGAUUUUUCUUGAGCAUGUAAUUAAAAUUGCAAAGACUGAAUCCUGAAGCCUUGGCUUUACUGCACUUCCAAGUAAACUUUGAUCAUAUUAGAUGUUGCACAAUUGACCUCUUCCUUAAUCAGCAGUGUCUUAUGUUGCUGAGGAUGUCUUAAUGGAGACUCCUGAGCCUGGGAUGUUUACGUGGAUGCAUUUUCUGUUCCCUGCUCCUCUCCUCAGCCCUGCACCAAACUCAGGCUUGGAUCCUGGCUCUAGGAUGGAGAACACUGCCACUUUAUGUAUGUUCACCGCUCAGUGUCUCAUUUUACCAACAACUAUGCAAUAAAAACCUUUCCUGACCACUA
Messenger RNA from Centrocercus urophasianus (Greater sage-grouse), 4374 nucleotides. Its product is annotated as H(+)/Cl(-) exchange transporter 5. Gene Ontology annotation, cellular component: synaptic vesicle; early endosome; membrane. Gene Ontology annotation, biological process: chloride transport; transmembrane transport. Bases 787 to 3204 code for a protein of 805 amino acids. The transcript has 15 exons. Gene Ontology annotation, molecular function: voltage-gated chloride channel activity. NCBI's taxonomy places the organism in Eukaryota, Metazoa, Chordata, Aves, Galliformes, Phasianidae. The record is from RefSeq and is a predicted model, not a curated record.